This is a messenger RNA of Physella acuta, 5217 nucleotides long. RefSeq names its product high affinity cGMP-specific 3',5'-cyclic phosphodiesterase 9A-like. Gene Ontology annotation, molecular function: 3',5'-cyclic-nucleotide phosphodiesterase activity. Gene Ontology annotation, biological process: signal transduction. The record is from RefSeq and is a predicted model, not a curated record. NCBI's taxonomy places the organism in Eukaryota, Metazoa, Mollusca, Gastropoda, Physidae.
UUGUCUCACCAUUGGUAAACUUCCUUGACGAGAUCACCUUCAAGCUAAUCACCUCUUUGGGAGUUCCCCGCUCACUGACACCAUUUGCACACCCUGACACCCUACACCCCGUCAACACCUCCCUGACACCGCCUCAAUAAAAACCCCGCCCACAGACUCUGAGAAAACAAACCAUUCAUUACCGCCUCCGCCAUCGGUUGCUAAGGUAAACACGAUUCCGUUACCAUGGGCAACGGAUCGAGUUUCGAGCAAGCCAAGACGGUGUUUCUGGAGAUCAACGGAAAAGAAGAAAAGAUAAUCUUCAGCCGACAUAGCAGCUCACGUGACAUUCACGAGUUGAUAGCGCAGGCCGCAGGCGUCAACAAACAUUCCGUCAUCUCUCUGCGAGACAAAAAUGGCGCCCAUGUUUCUGUCUCACCCACAAUGCCUUCUAACUCAGCCUCAAACCCAUAUAAGGUAGUGACACGUGACCCGCCUGCGACCUCUGCUGACAACGAUGCCUUUCAAGCGGUUCUCACACAUGUGGCGGAGCAGCUCAACAGAGUAUUCAAAAUGGAGGAAACAAAGAGCCAUCUGAACCAUCGAAUCAACAUGUUGGAGAAAAGGAUAGAAAUCGAGGGCCUUAAGGCUGUAGAGAUCGAGAAAUGCAAGUCAGAGAUCUCUUAUAUUCGAGACCAGCUAUGGAACGCACAAAAGAAGUAUGUUGAUUUCAAUAGAUUAAGCCAUGAGGGGGACGAGCCUAUACUGACCAGUGGCUCUUGCGAUCAUUUUUUUAGUUCCCUAAGCGACGAAAGGAAGAUAAGUCUGAAACGAGACAUUCCCUCCUAUCCUAAGUACACAUUAUCACAAGAGACGGUCGACUAUCUUAAACAGCCGACCUUUGAUAUCUGGCAUUGGGAGCCUAAUGAGAUGCUGAGUCUCCUAGAACACAUGUACCACGAACUGGGGCUAGUCGAGGAGUUCAACAUUAACCCUAUAGUGCUCAAACGUUGGUUGCUGUGUGUCCAGGAGAACUACCGCAACAACCCCUUCCACAACUUCCGCCACUGUUUCUGUGUCUCCCAAAUGAUGUACGGGAUGAUACACCUCUGUAAGCUGUGGGAGCAGAUGAGCACUGAAGACCUGGGGAUUCUGCUCACUGCUGCCGUCUGUCAUGAUCUAGACCAUCCUGGGUAUAACAAUACGUACCAGAUCAACGCCCGGACAGAGCUAGCUAUCCGCUACAAUGACAUCUCCCCACUAGAGAACCAUCACUGUGCCGUGGCCUUCCAGAUCCUCUCCAACCCUGACACCAACAUCUUCGCCAACGUCGACAAGGACACGUUCAAAAGGGUCAGAGCAGGCAUAACCAUGCUGAUACUGGCCACAGACAUGGCCAGGCACGCAGAAAUAAUGGAAAGUUUUAAAGACAAACUGGCAGCUGGUUUUGAUAACAAGAACAAGGACCACCUAGAUACGUUGAAAAUGGUCCUAAUUAAGUGCUGUGAUAUUUCAAAUGAAGUUCGCCCUAUGGAAGUCUCAGAACCUUGGGUUGAUUGCUUGUUGGAGGAGUACUUUAAUCAGAGUGACAGAGAAAAGAUUGAGGGCCUGCCUGUGGCACCGUUCAUGGACAGAGACAAAGUGACCAAACCAACAGCCCAGAUUGGCUUCAUUAAAUUUGUUUUAAUUCCAAUGUUUGAAACUGUUGCAAAAGUGUUUACACAGAUUGAUGAAGUGAUGGUGCAGCCCUUAAAAAAUGCAAAAGACAGAUACGAAGAGAUGAAGUCUAUUGAAGAGGCCCAGAAGGAGGCGAAGAAAGCUUUAAGCCUGGCCCACUAAAGCGCAGCAACAGCCGUACAAUCGUGCGAGGCAAGCCAGCGAAGCAAAAGCAAUGCGAGGCCAGGAUAGAACACCAUUUUUUAAAAAAUGAAUGUGGCUGAUGUCUCAAUCACCGUCCUUCUCCCUCUUGCAGAAAUCCACACCGACCUGAACAACAAGUCCGCCCACCAACCUACCGCCCGCUUAGGUUGUCUGCUUGACAGCAGCUGAGCAAGAAAAUGUCCUGUGAUCCAACCACUGCAGAGAAACCAUGGCUCACACCAUAGCAUGUUACUCAUUCCCAUUCCAUUCAUGAUAUUAUCUGUGUGUACAAAUCUUCAAUUUCAUUUUCUUUCUCUUUAGUACAUUUUUUCUUUUAAUUUUUAUACUCAUGAUUUUUCUAUUUAUAGGUAAAGAAACUCUCAAGAACUUUCUUUAAAUAAACUUAACUCUUUAACACCAAAAAUUAAACCUACUAUUAAUAAUUACUACUAACUUUUUUUAUUUUUUUCCUGAGCUCUAACAAUAUAUUAACUAUAACUAAAGUAUAAUCAGUUUUUUUAAGUCUUAUCAGUGGUUCUCAAUCUGUUCUCCUGGAUUUUUUCUGUUGGGUCCCUCUUUUCUCACACAUUUAUUUUGAUGGUUUUCAGUUAACUAUUUCCUCCCCCCCAUCCCUUGUCACAGAAUGCGUGUUCACCUACUUUGACAACAAUUUUCAAAUUAGUGUUUAAAAAAAUUUUAAAAAAAUAAAAAAAGCUGCAAACAUUCAAUUUGAAAAAGAAUAAUAACAUUUUCUAAAGUGUGGUGUCACAGUUUUUUUAACCUCUCCCUUUUUUCAUUCUAGAAAUAGCAUCUUUAUGGUUACCCACAUGUAAGAAUUAAAGAACUGUGUCAACUCAAUCCUAUUUUAAAUUUAAUUAAGGCACUAAUCACAAGGGAAUAAUUAUAUAGAUGUUAAAAUAGCUGACUGUGCAGACUAUUUCAGUGAAGAAUAACAAAAAUGUUUAGGUUGGCAAAUUUAAAGCCUGUUUUUACAUUUCUAUAUUGAUUAUAAAUUUUUUUAUUGGAAUUAUUUUAAAAAACUCAUUACAUACAGCAAAACGUUAGCAAAUCUGUACAUUUUGUAAUAUUUAUUGUUAUGUGGCUGUAUGAUUAGUAAGAGUGUUAAAACAAAAUCUGAUACUUGUGAAAAAAAAACUAGACAACUGCUCAUUAUCUAAGAGCAAUAACUCAUUAUUUAAUUUUGAAUUACUCAGUCAUGAAAACCUUCCUCAGGGAUGAUUUGAUGCACUCCAUAAUUAGUAAUAGAUUUUGCACCUUGAUCAUUUUUAUUUUCAUUUUCAUGAAACGGUAGAUGUUUUUUCUUGAUCAAACUUUAUAAAAUGAACUAGUUUACAAUUCUGAAGUCAGGAAAAACGUUUUUUUUUUAAAUUCUAAUUUGUGAGAUAAACCCAGUUUAUGGUUUAAAUUUAAAGCCAGAAUGGUUAGUUAGAAAAUUUCCAAUUGGAUAAUUAAGUAUAUUUAUCAUGGGUCCACUGGCUAAAUCUAUUUUGAAAUGGACAUAUAGAAUAAGAACAUAUCAUCCCCUAGUCCAGGGGUCGGCAACCUUUUGAAGCGGAAAAGCCAAAAGUUACAAUUUUCAAAAUUUCCCUGGUUUUAAAGAGCCACUAACAUUUUUUUAUUUCAAAUAUUUUAUUUUUUUAUUAAGAUUAUUAGUGUUUGUGCAAGGAGCUGGAGAGCCGCAUCUUGAUAUCAAAAGAGCCGCAUGCGGCUCGCGAGCCGCAGGUUGCCGACCCCUGCCCUAGUCUAUUCUAAUAAUUAUUUAUAGUCUGAAUCUUAAAUUUUUACCUAUUUUUGUUCUGAAGGCUAUCUUUUAACAGAAAACAAAAUCCUAGAAUAAAAAACAAUAAUGAUUACAACAACAAAAAAACUGCAGAAUCAAAGUGACUUAGUAGGUUUGGCAAGUAUAGAUGUGUAUCUUCUAUGUUGUGUUUAUAUGGUACAGCAUGUCUGAUCUGUCGGAACAUUUACAUCAUGAAAUUUUUUUGAUGCAAAAGAUAUUAUAAAAACUGACUGUUUAUAUAGUGUGAAUACUUGAUUGCUGAAAUAAAAUAUUUUGUAACUCAAUGAAGUGAUGUGCUAGACAACAAGGGAAUGUUUGUUAAACUUGUCAAUCUCUAUUGACAGUUUGCCUAGUCAUGUUUUGAUAUCACUAAGAUGUAGUGUAAGUGUCACAGAUACUCCAGUUAAAGCUACUAUUUUAAAGUGAUAAUUUCAGAAGAGGAUAAGUAAUGAAAUAAAGCAGGAGUGAUCUCCCCUAAACUUUCUCAAAUAUUCUAAUAUAACACUACAGGGAAUGCAACUCGUGAAUGCACCAAGUGAACAGCAAACUGUGUGUAAUAGUGCGGAAUAUUAGUACUUCAAAAUUCAUAUGCAUUUUUUUAAGAAAUCAGAAAUAGUGUUAAGUAUUAGAUCCAGUCAACAACAAUAACAAAAAAUUAGAUCUUCUAUGCUAUUAUUUUCUCCUUUUUAGUGCAUUAUUAGAUAAAAGCCUGUUAUAAAAACGUUUUUUAUGCAUUUUUCUUCAGUACUUUAAAAAUUUUAAUACAAUAGUUGUAUGACAAAAAACAAUUGCACACUACAUGAACACAAAAAAUGUGCGUAGAAUUGUGCAGUAAAUAGUACUUUAUAAAGAGGAAAUUUUGACUAGUUUUUUUAAAAUUAAUUAAGCAUUCAAUUGAUUCAUACUGACGUCAUGUAGUAUGGUCAUCAGGUGCCAAGUUUCAGAGAAAUUGUUGGUUAGAAGUGGUUGAAAUUUUGCUAGCCAAUUUUAAUCCAUGAAGACAAAAUCAUGACAGACAGAGGAAGCAAGUUACAUAAAAGCUUGCAUUCAACACCCAACUAUAACCUUAAAGAAUGAGCGUGUGACAGGAUUAAAUGUGAUAUAUCUCUCAGCCGUCCAUACUGUAUAUUGCCCCAAUCUAAAUGAUUUCCUAUCACUUAAAGCCACUGAAUUAAGACAAUAAUUUUGAUUUUAAACUUUAAAGGAUCAGUUAUACAAAUUCAAAAUGAGUAAAAAAUAUUAUUCCAUUAAAAUGUAUGAAUAACAUUUGCUAAUUUUUUUAGUUUGAAGUUUGUUUAUCAUUAAUUAAUUUCAGAGUAAAAUACACAGCUAUGUACCCAAAAAAUAAAAUACUUGGCCUGUGAUUUUAUUAUGAGAUUUGAGGAUCAAUUACAUUUUUAAAGAAUUCUAUUUAAUUUAUAAAGCAUGGGAAAAAGUAAAACUGGUAGAAAACAUUUUUUGGUUGUCAAAAUGUGCAUAAUUUAUAUUGAUAAUCAUUUUUCUUUUACAUACACAGGAUGUGUAUCUUUUUUGUCUUUGAAAAAAAAAAGUGUAAAUUAAAAAAACAAUGAAGCUUU